This is a messenger RNA of Nothoprocta perdicaria, 2232 nucleotides long. RefSeq names its product coiled-coil domain-containing protein 175-like. The transcript has 20 exons. The record is from RefSeq and is a predicted model, not a curated record. Lineage: Eukaryota; Metazoa; Chordata; Aves; Tinamiformes; Tinamidae. Bases 1 to 2232 code for a protein of 743 amino acids.
AUGAUGGUGGCAGUGGCCGCCCUGGGCCGCCUGCAGGGCCUGGAAAAACAGCUGAAAAAUGAAGACUAUGAAUUCAGUGGGGAAACAGUGCAGCAUCUUGAAGAUACUAUUGCUGCUAUUAAGAAAUUGGAAGAAAUUAGAAGACAAACCCUUGAACGCUUGGAAGAGGAGACCAUUGAAAACAGCAAACUUCGCGUCAGAACGCGGCACUUCCGAGGAGUGAUUAUGGCAGAGAUGACAGCCCUUGUUACUGCUGCUCGUGAAUCGAGUGCUGCUCAGAUAGAGCAGUUGCAGGCUGCCCUGAAAAGCGUUGCUCGUGAAAUUGCAUCGCUGGAUGAGAAGCAAAACCUUAGUGAAAAGCAGAACGCUGCCCUGUGUGAGGAGCAAGACCGCUUGCGGAUGCAGUAUCAGGGAAUUAUAGAGUUGCUGAAUGAAAGGAUGGCAAGGAAAGUUAACACAAAUGUUCUCUUAAAUGAUACYUGGGAGAAAACAAGAGAUACAGAAAAAGAAAUAAUCAGGGCAAAAGCAGCAUUAAAAGAAUUGAAAGAACAAGUAGCAGUAAAAAUGCAGAAACUKUGGAAAGAAAAAGAAGACUGUAAAUUAAAGGAGAAAGAAAUGAAGAGAAUCCUUGAUACUCAGCAGGCAAAAACUUCAGAGAAAAAGGAUAAAUAUGAAGCCUUGAAUAUAAAAUCAUUGAACAUAGAGAAUUUAAUAAUGGUGAAUUCAGUGGCUAUAUCUAAUGAAGAGUCUCUCAUAGCAAAAUAUAAAGAAACAAGCAAGCAACUGGAAAAAAACCUGAAAUUAAAAAAAACGAACAKGUUGGAACUCUUGAAAAAGAAAGAACAGCUUGAUUCUGACAUACAGAUUUUAAAAUCUGAAUUUGUGCAUGAAAAAGAUGCUUUGAAUAAGGAACUUGAAAGGAUUACAAGAGAGCUACAGAAUGUUGAACACCUAAAUAAAAAGCUUAAAUUUGAAAAUAAAGAAGCACACCAAAAGUACCAGCAAUUAGAGGAAGAAGAACAACACUGGGCUCUGAAAAGGGAUAAAACYGUGGAAAAGCUGGGAAAAUUAUCCGUUCUGCUAGAUGAAAAUCUUGAACUUUUGGAAAAUCGUAUGGUGGAAGAGAAAAGCCUAGAAGAGGAAAUUGAAAAUCUUGGAGCUAAUCUACUAAGCCUGAGGCAGAGCUAUGAAAAGGGACUGAAAUUUCUAGAGCAAAAUUUGAAGUCCGAAAGUGAGAUGAGAGCAAUGCUUCAGUGGAAGAAGCUGCACUUAACAAAACAGAAAAACUUCUUUCUCUCAAGGGAGGAGGAAAGAAAAAAAGAAGUGGAUGAAAGAAUAGAGRCUGGUAAAAAGCAGCAUGCUAAACUACUUGUGGAGAUUGAAGACUUAGAGAAAGAACUUUUGCAGUCGGAAAACCAAGUCAAAGCCCUGGAUGAUGAGAUAAAUAAGASGGAAGCUGACUACAGGAUUUAUAAGGAGGAUUUUACUACCAAAAUAAAAUGCCUGGAGAAUGACUUCAAAACUGUGACUGAGAAUCUGCAUCAAAAGGAACAAGAAUUAAAUAUAAGCAAACUAACCUUGGAAGAAACCCAGAGACAAUUAAAAGAGAAUCAGGAAAAAUAUGAAGAACUCAGGAAAUCAUUUUUGAAAAGGAAGGAUGAGGAAAUAAAAGCCAGAAAAUCCAUUGAGCGGUCAAUCAAGACUACGGAGAGGCUCAAGGAGGGCAUGCGGGACCUGAGGAAGAAAUUGCGGAUCAAGCGCAGCGCUGCCUUCGACCAACUGAAACAUCAUACAGAGAGUGCCAAGUGGCUGGAAAGAGACAUCUAUGAGAUCAACAGGAAACUCGACAUCGUGCACACUGAGAACUGCAGAUUAAAAUCCUGCAAUGCACAGAUAAAAGAAGAUAUUUUUGCAAUGAAUUUUGAAGCAGAAAAUCACAAGUCAGCAACAGCCCAACUCCUGAAUGACCUAGCAGUGUUUCAUGAUGUUCUUCUGAAGGGAUGGUCAGAGGACAGCUCUAUGCAAAAGGAAUUUUUGGAGAAUGAGCGGGAAAUACUAAAAGCAAUGGAAGCUCUAAUAACAAAAAUUCAACAACGAGAGGAAAAACUGGGUGAUAUUAAUAGGAGGCUACAAAAUAAUCUGGAAGGACUUGAUUCUCUAGUUGAAAAAACAUCCAGAGUGGCUCACCAUUCAGCUGAAGGGUCAAAUAUUAGCGCCCAGAAGGAGAGGUGA